Molecule: messenger RNA, 6956 nt
Organism: Osmia bicornis bicornis
Lineage: Eukaryota; Metazoa; Arthropoda; Insecta; Hymenoptera; Megachilidae
Product: trichohyalin-like
Exons: 5
Coding region: 251-3343 (1030 amino acids)
Source: RefSeq, a predicted model, not a curated record
AGCUCGGUAUUCGUAGCCGAUACUCUCGAUCGCGCAUGCGCACUAUCGGCGCGCUAAUUGGGCGGUGUUUUUCAUGAAUAACUCAAAACCUAAGCCUUAAGGAGAAUUGUGGUAAAGGAAAAAGUUGUGCAGAAUCAUCCCAGCUACCAGUUCCUCAAAGGAUGCCCACCUGUAGCUGAACACCCUCUACGUAUGGGGCCCUACGGAUGCGCCCCCCAUUGCCGCUUUUCUUAGGGGUGCCUGAGGAGGAAUGGAAAUCACCAUUUUCCCUGCAGAAGCUGCUCUUCAAUGGAGAAUGCAGCCAGGGGUGACAGUGGUUCUGGCCACGGUCUGGCUCUACGCGAACGUGGUGGGGACAGCCAGCCUCAACUCCUCUCGCUUUUCUCUCGAUCAAUACUCCCCUUUGGCCCCGCAGCAUGAGCUUUACCAACGAGUUCCGAUCGGCUCGCGAAGGUCGAGCUCUACCAGCACCGCAUCCCCGUUACAGUCCUUCAGGACCAACUACCUCGACAAGGAUUCGUUGGACUCGAGGAGCAAUGGUAACAGCGGCGGCGACGACGACGAUUUUUCACCUUUAGUCGAAGACAAGCAGCGUCGUAAAAAGUUCACGGAGCAGAAAAUCGAUGGGGGAGGCACAAAGGAUUCGGAGCAGCCAUCCUUGGCUCUGUCCGAAUUGGAGGAUCCUUUCGUAGCCGACGACACGUUUCAAGAUCAAGGACCAGGCUCCAUGGAAAUAUACAAAUUGGACCUGCUCAGACUUUAUCCGUUAAGCCACGCGCCCCUGACAAGGUACCUGCUAAAGGGCAAAGGUAAGACACCUAAGAAGACGAGCCAAGCGGACUGGAAGGCUAAGACGACGGACUACAAGUCAACCAGCCCGAAGAUGUUCUACAAACAAUCCAACUCCUUCGACGAUUUAAGCACAGAGGUGCCUCCGAACAGCGACCCGUUCAGCAUAGGCGGUGUACCGGAGUUGCAAGUGGGUUGCGAGGGUCUGGCCGCUUCAAAAUACAAGCAGAAGAGGUCUAUAGACUCUGGUGGUAGAGACAAGGCUCCCAUAGCAGCCAUGGACACGUGGCCAGGUGUGACACCCAUCUCCCUGGACCUGGAGUACGACUUCUCCUCGGUUGAGGAGGAGGAGGAGAUGGAUGAACUGGUAAGGCUGAAGAAGUUGGAGACCACUACGAAGGGGAUCAAACAGAACAGAGGGGACAUGGAGGCGACUCGUUAUUCGGACUCCGACGACAAAAGGCGACCCGAGAAAUUGCCCGUCCGUGGGGACUUGGGCAAGUCGAAUGGUCAGAACUCGACCGGCGGUGAUCAGAAGACGGCCGGAGAGGGUUCUAAUUCUGAUAUAGCUAAACGUGAAGCUUUCGAAGAGGAGGAAGCGAAGUCGGCCGACAGUUUGGUAACGGCUCAUCAGCGUCGCAGGAUACUGUGGCUCGACGACUCCGUCGCUGAUGAGCAACUUCGGACCGAAGGUCGUUCGAAGCGUCAGAUCUGGGGCUUCGGGGAGGACGAGGGCGUAGUGUCGAGCGACGAACUACAGACGGAGAACCAACGACGAAGACAGGACUACGAGCGAAGGAGGAAGGAAGAGGAGAGGAGGAGGCUGGAGGAGGAGCAAAGACGAGGUCACGUUGAGAAUCGAACUAAUUCCGAGGUAGAAAGGAUCAGGCAGGAGUACGAGAGAUCUCUUCAGGAAAGAACGAGGCAAGAAGAAGAGAGACAGCGACGGCUGCAGCAGGAGGCGCGAAGAACAUCCAGCAGGUGGCAGUCGCCUGAAGAACACCGAGAGCGUCCGCAGGAAUUGGAUGCCUCUCCCAGAAGAUAUGAAUCUUAUCCUCAUACCUCCACCUACGAAGAAGAAAGGAGGCACCAGGAGGCGGAGGCCACGAGAAGACGUGAUUGGGAAGCUGAAAGAAGACGACAGCAGGAGUUGGACAGAAGACACCUAGAGCAGAGAAGGAGGGAGUGGAUGCUGAAGAGGAGACAAGAAGAAGAAGAUGAGAGAAGGAGACAACAGGCUAGAAACGAACCCUCUAACUUAUUGUACGCCAUGCGGGCAGCCUCCAACGAGAGCGGGCCCUACUAUGUAGACCCUGAGAGAAGAUUCAGAGAGCAGCAGGAGAGGGAACGCGAGGAGAAGCUGAAGGAAUACAUGCAACGCAAUCGACCGAUUAAUCCUGUAGAUAGACAGAGGGAAGAAGAAGUUCGGAGGAGGCAGGACGAAGAGCGCAGACGGAUGGAGGAGGAGCGCAAGUUGCAGGAGUACAUUCGUCGAAAUCAGCCAGUGCAUGUGACGAGCGGGAACGGAAGUUCCAUGGAUCAAAGGAAGAAAAUGGACGACUGGCCGAGAGCGUAUAAUUGGUCAAGGUAUCCCGGCCGGGAUAACGGAAGAAGAAAUCACGGCCCAUCGGCUCCGACGAAUAUUGAUCCCCGAAGCUUCGUGGAGGAGAGAAGAUGGAAGGAGGCAUCGAGGAGGACGGAGGAGGAUAGGAUCCGCGAGAGGGAAAGGCUGGAAGAGGAGCAGCUGAGGAAAGAGGCUUUGAGACGAGAAGAAGAGGCGAGAAGGUUGCAGUCAAGACGAUACGAAGAGCAACGGAAGAGACUGGAGGCUGCGAGACGGGACGCGGACAGGAGAAGGAAAGAAUUGAUGGAGGAACAGGCUAGAAGAAGUCAAGCUGGAAGAACGAGGUCAGAGAACACGAGACAUAGCUACAACGAUCGCGCGAGGCUCGAGGAGCUCAGGAGGAGACAAGACACGAGUCUUAUUCCAGCCAAUUUAGUCCUGAACGAGUCCAGAAGGACCAUGGAGCAAGAGAGGCAGCGGCAGGAGCAGGACAGACAGCGAUAUGAGCAAGAAAGGUGGAGGCUCGAGGCUGAAAGGAGGAGGCAAGAGGAUAGCAGAGCGAAGCAGGGAAGGGAACACGAGCAACGGAGACGACAGGAAGAGGCCAGACUGAACGCACUUCCCGUGAGCGCAAGAAUAAUAGUUCACCCGGCACAGUCUUCCUCCUCGCCUCGCCUGUCAUCGAGAACGGGUUUCGACGGCGAUAUCGAUUUUCCGGGAGUUAAUCCUUAUCGUCGUGGAGUAGCGGUGCCAAAUUUCCCAGCAGCAGCCACUCGACGACCACCUGUACAAAGUCCUCCAGCUUGUGUUUGGGCAGUCGUCCAGUGUUGUCCAUUCAACACCAACCGUCUGGUGACGUGUUUCGAAUCUAUGGGUUGCCCUGGUGUUAACUGGGAUCCGAACCCUUGCAGGGGUUCCAUCACCAAAGCUGCCAGGCAACAAAUCACCAAGUUUUAUGCAGAGAGCGAAGAAGAAAACAGAGGCUUAUAAAAGAUGCAGAUUGCAGGAUUACUCGCCAUAACAUAAGCUUUCGCAGCUAAUCAAAGUAUUUAUUAAAUCGUGACACUACUCCAAAUUUUCCUUUUUUGCAAUACAAAAGACCCUUGUUAUGUUGCCACAUGAGCAAUUUGACUUUCUAAUGGAUUUUAAAAAGCAUAUUAAUCUAUGAAAAUGAUAUAUUUCUAUCCCCUACCCCUUUCAAAUGAGAGCUUCAAAGCUCCUUCAACCCUCUCACUGACAAUAUAACGAGAGUCUCCUGUACAUUAGCACACAGGUCACCAGCGCCCCUUCACUGUCAAAGUGUCAAAGUAUACAUAUACAAACGUGGUUUGCCUGGCAGGAGCUCAAAUUCUUAAAUUAAAAAGCCUUCACAGAUUGAAAUAUGAAAAUAAAAAAGAAUCAUACUUAGGGUCAACGGAGACCUGGUUCCACCGUGCCAGAGUUAAUUUAAUAUUCCUCCCAUUUACAAACGUAAUAUUACUCGUGUUUGAAAUUUAAAUUCUAUUUUAAUUUCAAUUUUGAACAGGUGAUAAGAAUUCCAAGUGCGAAUGUGUUAACUUUAGCUUGAUUGAGAUUAUAAUUAAAUAAUUGACCUCAUUACACUGGGAAGUUUGGAAUAAUUUGUUUUUUAAAUCUCAAAUAAUUUUUUAUUAAUUUUCCAAUGAAAGAUGAAUACAAAGAAUGAAUCUAUUCGAUAUAUCAUGAUUCAAAUUUUCUUUUAUCUCUUCUGUCUGUUUAAUCAAUAUCUCGGAAACAUAGCACAAAGAAAAUGUCAUUCGUGUUCUCGUAUUCUUCGAACAUGAAACAGACAGUUACGUUAUAGAUCUGACAUAUUUUUUUUAUUCGCCUUUUUAGAUCGAGGUAGCGUUGCAUGAGAGCCUUUUAAAUUUAACGCAGCGAGCCAUUCGCCAGCAGUUUCAAAAUCGUGCGUUGUGUUCUUGUGAAAUCAAUAGUAAAAGAACUACAAGAAUUCUAAAUCUCUGAAUAUUUUCAUUUUUUGUCAUCUAUACUGGGAAUAUAACAAAAGUCUACUGUACCAGGUUUUAAGAUGCAAAAAAAGAAGGACACAACGUUCACGAUUUGAAACACUUAAUAGUUUUAGUCGCUAGAUUAACAUACAGUAUUUAUGCAAAACAUCCAUGAGUUCUCGUACGAGCUUAACAACGUUUCCUGCUCGAUACGAUUCAUAAAACGGCGCUUAAAUCCUCUCAGUUUGUAGAGAGACGAACGGAAGCAGGAAUCGUUACGGGGCUGAUACAAUUUCGAAAGGGAAGCCAAUAUUCAACAGAGAGUAACCGAUCGUUUAGUAUUGGCUGGUCGCCAAAGGCGAGUCAGUUAGCAUGUAAAAAUAUAGCUGUAAAGAGGGAAUGAGAGGGAGCGAGUGAAAGAGGGUGCGUGAAAGAGUGAGAGAAACGUGCGACAUCUGUUCGUAUCGUAGACGCAUGUGCAAUUAAGCGUGCUUCGCGUGUAACGAACAUAGAAUUAUUAACUGUGAAACCUUUUUCCUCUUGCACGUAGUCGUCGAACAAUUAUACAGGGUGUUCACACUAAUUUCUGAAGAUAAAUUUUAUUUACCUUUGUUGAAUUAAAAGUUUGACUUCUCAGUAGUAUUUCUUGUUCCAGAAGGUUUCUUUUGUUAAAAGUAAGUAAAUGUGUAAGUACCGUAAAAUAAAUGAGAUUUAACACGUUCGGACCCACCUGGGUAAAUUUACCCAAACCGCAGGGGCGAGAAUAUACCCCAUACCUCGUCCGGGCUAGAGGGUGGUAAAAUAAUAAUGAAAAGGAAUAUUUGUCUCUCAUAAUGUUUAUUUUUUGGAAUUCCACUUAACGGAAAGUGUAAUAGCAUGUUGACAAAGGUCAGUGCAAAAUGUACUUUCUCGGUGGUCCGAAGAGUGUUUAAGAUUCCUCGCCACUUUUCCAGCCAGUGGAAUAAUUCCGUAUUCUAUCGGACAUGAAAUGGGCAUUGCCUGUUGAAAGGGCGGCGUGACCGGCACACCAAGCAGAAGAACUUGUUUUCUUCCACCCCUCUAACCCACCCUCUAAGACCAUCCUCAACAUGAUCACAGCUGUGGACAAUCGAUUUCUCUUCAAUUUGUAGCUUCACUCUCAAUUUAACGAAUUCAUUGCAAUUUUAUUAAAGUGCAAUCCGGAUGAGCUUGGAAUACAAUUCUGAGGAUUUAGUGUAUCGAUGAAGUAAAUACGCUAUUGUUUUAUAAAUCAGGGCUUUAACUCCUUUUGAUAAUCUUUAAUUAUACACUGAAUCUCAGUCGUGAACUUUACAGCUUGCCUAAGCCUAAGAUCAUAAACUCAUUUGCCAGCAAAUAUUUAUCACCUACUUGGAAGGGAUGUAACGUACUUACUAAUAAUUGAGGAAUUUCCAAGCUCGUUAACGACUUAAUAGUCGACUAGAGAAUAUCUAUGCCACCUUAGCGACACAACAUGGAGGUACUAUCCUAUAUUUCCCUCAUGGGCACCAUCUCUUGUAUAAGUGAUAAGGAACUGUUAAGUGUUUACUUCCAGCCAGCAACUCCUUGCUGGACAUCCCCAGUUGGAUAUUUGCCGAUUGGAAUUUCUUAUAUUUUAUAAAACGACUGUUCGCUAUAAAUUACACUUGUUUUUGGAUUUCUCUGCGUAAGUGCGCGUUCGCAAUUCGUUUUCCUCGCUAUUGGAACCACCCUUUCACCAACUCCACCAAACCAAAGGGAUUAAUCAGUUCUCGCGAAAUUGCGGAAGUUUCGAAAGCGAAAGUUCCUCGUCCGAUCCAUAGAAAUUCAGCGCCCAGCGGAACUUCCGACAUUUUCACUUGUCUCGUGUUCCCAUUUUCUUCUUCGAUAAUGACCGCGACCGAUAACGAGAACCUUCAGCUCUGAAGGACUUGCGAAUGCUUCCUGUCCAAUCAACCGCAUUGUUGUUUCCACCGAAAACGCCUCCAUCUCGUUUCCACGAACUAUACUGAAUAAUCUACGAUCAGGUACCAUGAGGAAAAAGUUUGAAGUGCACAGCAAACGAUCUAAACGAGUGGAAAAAAAUGGAAUUAGGUAAACGCCAUAGACCCCUGUGGCUCGGGGGGAUUAGAAUACGGCCACGGUAUCCCCUGCCUGUCGUAAGAGGCGACUAAAAGGGGACACACACACACACACAGACUCAAGCAAAAUGUAUGGCGAAAAAACAGAAACAAAAGUAUGGCAAAUGUAUGAAACAAUGUGAAAUUCAAAAAAUGCGCGGGGUUUGGGGUUGGCAGGGCUGUCAACAUCCCCGAAGGAGCGUGGUCAAAGAGUAGGUAUAAUAAGAGGCAACAUUCUGAGAGAGAAACUACUUGUAGAGAGUGACAAAGUGAUACAACCCAUUUAAAGGUCCAUUCGGCAAUCUUCGUUUUCGACCGUGAACAGUCGUGAGCGCGCGACAAGUUUGUACUGUGGAUUUACGUACAUAGCCUAUAUUGGGGAAACUUCUUUGUCAGAAUGCUCCAAAAAGCAAGAGUUUAUAGCAUUUCAGACCGUCAUAAACCGGGAAUUUUCUGGGGAAUCAAGGAGGGGAAGGAGUACACUUUUUUAGGUUUCCUAAGAAUGGAGACUUGUAAAAAUAUGUAUCAUUUAUAUAGAAA